Messenger RNA from Drosophila persimilis, 1434 nucleotides. RefSeq lists its product as uncharacterized. Gene Ontology annotation, biological process: transmembrane transport. Gene Ontology annotation, cellular component: membrane. The transcript is spliced from 2 exons. Gene Ontology annotation, molecular function: transmembrane transporter activity. Lineage: Eukaryota; Metazoa; Arthropoda; Insecta; Diptera; Drosophilidae. Bases 1 to 1419 code for a protein of 472 amino acids. The record is from RefSeq and is a predicted model, not a curated record.
AUGGCGACGGAUAAGUAUGCGCCACCGGAUCAGCAUUCGUGCACAGCUCCGGACAGCAGCUGGCUGAGUCGAGGCCACAAGAACCAGCCGCAGUGGAAUGCCCUCGGCGCGGUGUCGUUCAUCCUGAUUUCGGGGGGCAUGAGCCUGGCCUGGGGAGCCGGCUUUGCCGUCCAUUCCGCCCAUCGCGAAGAGCUGCUGAUGACGUCCCACAUGGAGGUCUCGUGGUAUGCGGCUGCCACCGUUGGGGCAGUACUCGGGGCACUCUGCACCCAUCGCCUACCCCUGCAGCCCGUCUAUAUAUUCGGAUCCUGCCUGGUGCUGGUCUCGGGCAUACUCUUCCUGGCCUGCCACGAGUGCCCGGCGGCCAUCAUCACAGCCCGCUACCUGGACGGACUGGCCAAUGGGCUGGUGUUUGUCCCAGCCAUGGCAACGGUGGGGGAGAUCUCUGUGCGCGGCAUGCGCGGACUGCUGGCCUCCACGGUGGAGCAGCUGAGCUGCAACACUGGCAUCCUGAUGCAGCUGCUGUACACGGCCGUGUGGCAGGUCGACUGGAACGUGACGAUUGCGGCCGACCAGGUGCACGGAGUGCUCAGCAUUGUCUACGGCGUGGUAGCCCUUGCUCUGGCCUCGACGCUGUGCGUAGAGUCUCCGGUCAACCUGCUGCUCCGCUCCGAUGAGCAGCAGGCGGUGGCAGCUCUGCGGCACCUCCAACGACCCUACAUGGUCACAAGUGAGACCCUGAUCCAGCUGGACGAGCACAAGCACUAUGUGGCCACCAAUCGAGAGAUGAGCUGGUGGCAGAGCGUCCGGAUGGGACUGCCCCCGCUCCUCAAGCUACUGGCCCUUCGAUCCCUCAAUGCCCUCUGCCUGACGCUGGUCGUGUGGAGUGCCCUCUACGAGACGGCCGUCCAGGUGGCGACCCACUAUCAGGCCUGGCCCUAUGUGAUAUUCGGUGUGAUGCGGUGGUGUGGCUGCUUCUGCGUGCUUCUCCUCGUGGACACCACAGGCCGCAAGAAGCCCACGUUGUUUGGCUGCUUUUCCUGCGGUUCCUUCGCCCUCGCCUUUGCCACCCUGUUUGGGCGCACUCCGCACAUGAUAACGGCCCUCGCACUGCUGUUCAGCCUGCAGUUCUUUGCUGGAUUGGGGCAAACAGCGUCGGCGGUGUAUCUCACGGAGGCCUUUCCCCUAGCCGUAAAGCCCCACUAUGUGGCCGUGGUCUAUGUCAUAGAACUCUUCCUGCGACUCAUCUUCUGCAGCUUCGCGCCUAGUCCUGCUGGAAUUGUUGCCUACUUCUAUGUCCUAGGAGGUCUUUCCAUAGCAUUUUUCUUCCUGGGCAUCUUCUGCCUGCCGGAGACGAGGCUCACGACGCUAUCGGAGGCCCAGCACAAGUUUAGCAAGUGGUUUAACAAGGAUUUCUAGGAUCUAACAUAUAUA